This is a messenger RNA of Sclerotinia trifoliorum, 5545 nucleotides long. The record is from the annotation of a GenBank genome assembly. Lineage: Eukaryota; Fungi; Ascomycota; Leotiomycetes; Helotiales; Sclerotiniaceae.
AGGUCCACUACAACUCAAGAAUCCCAUUAAAUACUCCCUGAUUUUGAUCCUCAUCCUCCCCUCUCCCUCUCCCUCUCGCUCUCCCUCUCCCACAUUGCCGCAGUCCAUAUCCUCAGUAUCCACCCAUAAUCCAUUUCAAGCAUCAAAAUAACUCUCCAUUAACGAUCUUGAUCUUACCUACUGCCCGAUAAAAAGCCAAAAGAGAUCCAUAAUCCACUGUUUUCCUGCAUACAAGCAUUCAUCAGCCACAAAUCAAGUCAACCAAACACCGUACAAGAGAUACAAAACAUCCCAGUGAUUCCGAAUUUCCUCGCCUACACCACCAGUCAUCAUCACGCAUCUUGCAGUGAGUGGUGUUACAGGAUCGUCAUAUUACUUGCAUCAAGAAAAGGGAGAAACUCAUCGUUUCCAUUUUCUACAUCAUUUUCUCAAUGCGAUAUUAUCCUCAUUAGCCCAUAGUUGGCAGAGGUUUUAAAAGGCGAUUACGCCUACGACGAUCAGUAUGUUUGGGAAUAGAAAGAGAAGAACGAGUUCGAACCCGGUACGUUAUUUGCAUCCCAUCCAACAUACGUCCCACGGAAUCAUAAGUUGUGAAUGUUGCGCGACAGCUUGAUCGCAUUGGUCCGGGGAUCUUUUGAGAAGACAUGCAGCCACAAAUGUAACAAAUGCUAACAAGUUUUGAUUUUACAGCCAAUUAAUUCCAACGUCAGCGCAUCUGCCGCGACCGCCGCGGCUCAGGCAUUUCUAUCAUCUCGAGCAUCGAAUACUUCCUUGUCAUCCGCUGCAGCAGCCGCCGCAUUACGAUCUAGACCAACUACACCUACUUCUGUGGCAGAUAUUCAGACGAAAAGAACAAUUCGGAGAAACGGUUCAACCUCUUCUGCUGGAAGUUCUGUUGGUGGUUCCGUACGUGGUCCACCAGGAUCUGCCCUUGUGAGAAGAGGAAGUUCCGGUUCGAUGACUGAACGGACUUUUCGUGAUCCAUCACCAUCUAGAUCUUCACCAGUUCCUAGUGCGCAUGAUGCGCCGCCAGUACCUGCGAUUCCAAAGGAUAUAAACACAGCUGGUGGUAAAUCGUCACGGAGAUCUGCGAGUAUGGAUGCACCAGGAUUAAGAAUCGCUUCACCACCUCCAACCAAACCUGGUGGGCGUGGUUCAAGUCUAGGGCCAUCGGCGACAGCAUCGCUAGGGAUGGGUCCAAGAAACCCAAGUGUAUCAAGUGUAUCUGGGAUGAAUGGGGAGAGUCGAGGGUCCGUCAAUUUUUCUUACCCUACGAAUACAAGGCCAAUGUCUCCUGAAGGACAAAGACGGCUAACAUGUCAUCAAAACUCAAGUGUAAAUCCUAGAAUCGUUUCGCCAAAUAACCAAAAUUUAGUAUACGAUCCUAAUACAAGGCGUUUCUUACCGCUGGCAGAUAUUCUAGCCAUCGAGCAAAGACUUAAUGGAAUUGCUAAUGCACCAGUGAAGAAGAAGAAGAAAACACCGUCAGCGCAAGGUACACAUCUUGCGGCUGGAACGGUGGGUGGGAGGAUAAAAGGAACGGCAGUGGAUGCAAUGGAAAAAACAUCGAAUACACCAACUACACCAACUGUACAGCAAUCGAUAUCACAACCUACUCGACAAUCAAUACCACAAGCUACUCAGCAAUCAAUAUCGAAGCCUAUAUCAAAAAAUACCACUAUACCAAAAUCCCCAUCAGCACAAGUCGAAAGUCCUUGGGAAGACUCUGAGGCCAGACCUGUUUCAGAAUCAUAUACCCAACAAGCAUCUCCAGUGACAGCUCCACCGAAGAAGAAAAAGAAGAGGGUUAUUAUCAACGAUUCUGAUAGUGACCAAGCAUCAAUUCUACCAAAUUCAUCCGCCGAUGAGAGUGAUGCGUCAUCUCAAACAUAUGAUUACAAAACUCGAGCAGGCGCGUUGUUAGUGAAAAAGCCAUCCGUCGUCCGUGAAGAUAGAGAAAGGGAGGAAGAAGAGGAUGAUUCUCCAUUGCGCCGUGGACAAGGAGGCCUUUCAGCUAAUUGGAAUGAACCUCCACGAACUAUUUCUCCAUCACCAUUACCUCAAUCGGCUGCUGGUAGAGGUCACGGACGAGCACAACCACCGGCAAAUUCAGAAGAAUUGCAACAUACCAGAUCUGCAAGUCAACCCCCAAUGACUUCUGUACCCGCCCCUAUAAUAAAUGAACAAUCUCCUCGUGGUGGCCGCGUGCAAUCUGUGAGUCCUGCGAGAACUCCGCAUUUUAUGGCAACCCCCGAAACCUUGAUGGUUAGACAUCAGCCACCUGCACGAUCUGUAUCUCCUCGAAAAUCUGCUUUAAAACAUUCUUCUGUGUCCUCGGUUGAACUCAGAGGGCCAUCACCUUCUGAUGGAGCUUCCCUUCGACCUAGUGAAGCGUCCAAUGAUGAAGACCAACCAAGAAAGAAAGGAAACAGAGUAAGCUUUGAUGAUGGUGGUAACAUGGUUUUAGGUCAAUCGACAGCAAUUGCUUCUGAUUCACCUGUUGCUGCUAGUCCACAAACUAAGCGUGGUUGGUUUAACCUUGGUCGUGGGAAAAAGAAGGAUAUGCCCGCUACGGAUGAUGACGAUGAUGAUGAAGUAAUGAAACCAAGACCGGCUCUCCCAUCAUUUGGAAGCGUGAGGGAAAGAAAAAAUCCACGAGAGACAGAGGAAAGACCUUUAGUCAGACCAUCAAAGCCAGUGGACACUGUUGCCCCCGUCAAAGCUCCUGCAUCGCCGCGGCCCGCAUCUCAAAUGGGAGACAUGUCAGAAGUUUCCAUGGGAAAAUCGAAUGAUCAUGUAGCAGGUGCAGUAAUCGCUCAAGAUGCGACUUCAAAAAAUGCAGCGAAUAUCUCGAAAUCUCGUGAGCCUUUACCUCCUGAUGUGACAUCUGUGGAAGGAAGUGGGCAGCUUUCAGAUGCUAGCAGCACUUAUAGCAUGGAUACAAACACCAUUGGCAUUGCUAGAAGUAAUAGUGUCAAAGUUGGACCUGAAGACGGAAAUGUUGACACAUACCGAGACUUGGCAAGUCCAACGAAAGACCAAUUUGAUGAUCACGACAUGUAUGAAAAUAUUCCGGAAAUUUCCGUUCAAAUUCCUAGUCCCAACCCUGAAAUUACGAAGUCCAGAGAAUGGUUGGAUAUACCUGGCGGUUUCCCGAAUUCAAACGGCUCUAGUUCAACUUCUGAGGAUCAGACUAAAGAUGAGGGUUUUCACAUUGAUAAUGAGAGCGGUCCGGUUGGCUCGGCUACUAUUAAGGAAUCAAAGACUGAUGACUCUAAUAUUCCGGAAUUCGAUGAUAAUACACGAGAAAACUCUGCAAUUCAUCCUACACCAAUUUUCGAAGAGUCAGAGGAGGGUUCUGAGAAUGAAAGCAUUUAUAGUGAUGCUGCCGAAGAAUUUGAUGAAACGAAUGACGGCGGUUUCAUGUCCUUGGAUGCUGUGGUAGAAAGUCCUGUAAUGAAGCCGGCCGUCCUAGCAUCUGACGCUUCUAUCCCGGAUAGUCCAACUGCGAGAUCGACGAAAGAAAGAGCGUUAAUGUCAAGCCAAUUACAAAGGAAAAGUAGCGAACCCGAUCCAGAAGAAGGAUGGGAAAAAGCUCAGCAAUAUUGGACGAACCUGUCAGUGGACAGAAAAAAGCAAUUGGAAUUAGAGGCACAAAGAGAUGCAGAUGCCGAAGGAGACACUGAAGAGGAGGAAAAGCCAGCUCCAAAGUUAAAGAAGGCGAAGAAGAAGUCAGUAACGAUAGAAUCGCCUAUUUCUCCUAUUAUGCAAACAAUGCAAGCAUCUUCAUUGCCAGUAGUUGACAGGCAAGGCAAUAAUGAAAGGAAUUACAUGGUUCAGCCAGGGUCAAAGGCAGGUCCUAAUGGCCACGUUCAAACAACUAUGCGAUCAUCUUUACGCUCAGAACCUCCUCACGCAGAAUCAGAUGUUCAAAUGAGAAAAUCGAUGAGAGGGCCUGGUUCAACAAAAGAAGCGAUACAAAAUGGAACACUUCAGAAGAAGCAAAGGCCUGCAUCCCUUCCUGUUGGUGAAAUUCGAUCAAGUUCUCAAGCUGAGAAUCAACAUCUACGACUUAUUCAAGGUGCUGUUGCCACCGCUUCUUCACCUCGUUCUCAAAGGCGUAUUCCGACGGUCACACCAACUCCUCUUCGACGUAAAUCAUCAGGUGAUAGUGAUACUAGUUUCAAACGUGCUAGACCCGCAGCAGAAGGAAUUAGUAUGCGGCGAUCCAUGCGUCGUGGUAGUGAAACAUCAAAUAAUGGACGUCAACAAUCUCCUUUAAGUUCAAGUCGAUUUAGUCUUCGAUCAGCAUCACCUGGUGGACCUCCUUCAGUUACCAUGCGUGGGACGAUGCGAAGUUCCCUAAAAAAUUCUAAUGAAUCUACUUCUCGGGCAAAAUCCCCUAUUCAAAUUCCCAGUUUCGGCAGAAGUUCAUCAACUAAACCAGGACAGAAGUCAAAAUCAACUCCAAGAGCAAGCAGAUUCGCUGAUUCCAGUGAUGAAGAUGAACCUCGUCCUGGUUUUAGAAGUCGUUUUGUUGAUUCGAGUGAUGAUGAUGAACCAACACCUACAGUGGCUAGACCUAUAUCAUCAAGGGGUACACCUCUUCGAAGUAUACCUCGACCUGCAGGUUAUCAAGAUGGAGAUUCUUCCGAUCUUCCAGAUAGUGAUGAUGAGAGUAGGCCACCGACAGCCAAGAGUAUUAAAAAGUCUCAACAAAACGGUAUUAGACCGUCAUCUCGAAAUAAAGCUCAAGCUUCUGGGGAUCUCCAACGUUCUGGUUCUGGUCGCGAAAUGCUAAAAGUUGUUAAUAGUCAAGGUGCAAUUGCGACUUCUCCUGUAGGACCAACUCAUGCUAGACGUGGAAGUAUACUAUCUAUUUUUCGCAAAAAGCCAGAUGCAAGUAGUAAGGUGAGGAAAUAUAAUGGAGAAAGUCCUGCGAGAAGAGAUACACCACUUGAACGUAGUAGAUCGGACCUUGAAGCCAUCAAACGACAAGACUCAUUAGGAAAUCCAUUAUCACCUAAAUUACUGAAGAAGAAUCCAAAACAAAAUAGUGGUUCAUGGCCUCUUCCCGGUGAAAAGGAUGAUAUAGGGCUAAAAGCACCAUUUGAAGAAGGAAGACCUUAUUCUGCAGAUACGGCAGGUGGGGUUGUUGGUGGCGAAAAUAAAGAGGUUAUUUUGGAUGCGAGACCAGAUGUAGGAAAUCGCAGAUUCACAGCUACGGGAUUGAGUGAUGUGGAUAUAAUGGCUCAUGCUGGACAGAGAAAGAAGAAAAAGUUUCAUGCUUUAAGGAAAAUGUUUAGGUUGGAUGAUUAAGUAAGGAAGUGGUGGUAAUGGUAAUUCGUAAUUGGUGAUUUGGUGGUGGAUGAUGGGUAAUGGAUGAUGGGUGAAUGAGGAAUUAAUUGUACAUGCAUGCACUAUGUUUUUUCCCUUCUUCUACUUUGUUCUUUGUAUUUGUAUUUGUAUUUGUAUUUAUAUUUGUAGUUGGUAUUUGAUACUUGGGCUAGGAUCAGGAUUAGGGUUAGGGUUUCGUGGCUGGGAG